Leptonychotes weddellii (Weddell seal) is the source of this 1284-nucleotide messenger RNA. The record is from RefSeq and is a predicted model, not a curated record. NCBI's taxonomy places the organism in Eukaryota, Metazoa, Chordata, Mammalia, Carnivora, Phocidae.
AUGGAGAAAAUCUUUAACAACCUCAUUCUAGGCCCUUGGCAGUUUGACUUCUUUCCAGCCUCAUUCCCCCAACACAAUCCCCUUAAAACACUCAUCUCUGCUGUGGCCUCAGCCGCGGCUUCUCCGGAGUGCGGAGAAUGGACCGCAGAGGCGGGUGCGGGCGGCGGAGCGGCCGCCGUGGCCGCGGGUGGCGUGGUGACCACGACCGCCUCGGGAAAGCGCAUCCGGAAGAACCACGCCUGUGAGAUGUGCGGCAAGGCCUUCCGCGACGUCUACCACCUGAACCGACACAAGCUGUCGCACUCGGACGAGAAGCCCUACCAGUGCCCGGUGUGCCAGCAGCGCUUCAAGCGCAAGGACCGCAUGAGCUACCACGUGCGCUCACAUGACGGCGCUGUGCACAAGCCCUACAACUGCUCCCACUGUGGCAAGAGCUUCUCCCGGCCGGAUCACCUCAACAGUCACGUCAGACAAGUGCACUCAACAGAACGGCCCUUCAAAUGUGAGAAAUGUGAGGCAGCUUUUGCUACGAAGGACCGACUGCGGGCGCACACAGUCCGACACGAGGAGAAGGUGCCAUGUCACGUGUGUGGCAAGAUGCUGAGCUCGGCUUAUAUUUCCGACCACAUGAAGGUGCACAGCCAGGGCCCUCACCACGUCUGUGAGCUCUGCAACAAAGGUACCGGUGAGGUCUGUCCUAUGGCGGUGGCGGCGGCGGCGGCGGCGGCGGCGGCGGCGGUGGUGACAGCCCCCCCCACAGCUGUGGGCUCCCUCUCGGGGGCCGAGGGGGUGCCCGUGAGCUCUCAGCCACUUCCCUCCCAGCCCUGGUGAGCUCCAGGUUGGUGGCGGGGAGAGUGGAACAUGGAGGAAAGUCCCUUGGUACCGUCUCCUCUUCCCCUCUCUCUUCCUACCAACUCCUCACUCCUCCCCCACUGACCAAGGAGCCUCCAGAAGGAACGGAGGAAGAGAUGUUUCUUAGGGGAAUUCGCUAGGUUUUAACGAUUUGUUUCUCCUGCUCCUCUCUUCUCCCUAUCAGACCUGACCCCACACACACCUGUCCCCUCGGUUGUGUUGAAGCCCCCUGGACAGUGGGCAGGGGCGGCAGAGGACAGGAGCGGCACUGCCCUCACCCCCUCUCCUCUCUGUAACGCCCUGCCCUGCCAGGGAUCUGUGAGCCUUCUCCUUGAUGGUCCUUGCUCUCCUCCUUCCACCACCCCCCCACUACUGUCUGCUGCCCCUCCCUGGGGAGUUGGUGCUUUUUUUUUUUUUUUUUUCCGGGGGGGG